Molecule: messenger RNA, 1544 nt
Organism: Sapajus apella (tufted capuchin)
Lineage: Eukaryota; Metazoa; Chordata; Mammalia; Primates; Cebidae
Gene: RBM3
Product: RNA binding motif protein 3
Exons: 7
Coding region: 184-663 (159 amino acids)
Biological process (GO): regulation of translation; positive regulation of mRNA splicing, via spliceosome
Cellular component (GO): spliceosomal complex
Molecular function (GO): ribosomal large subunit binding; RNA binding
Source: RefSeq, a predicted model, not a curated record
CUGGCCUCAGCCAAUCAGCACGCACGCCGGGACGCGCAGGGUGAACGUCCUGUGACGUCCUCGCUACGUACGCUUUAUCAGUCGUCUUCCCGCGCAGCUCUGUCUCUGUGUUCUCUGCUCUUCCGACAUCUCUCUGUGUUCGGCUUUUUUACGUUUUAAUUUCCAGGACUUGAACUCGCUGCCAUGUCCUCUGAAGAAGGAAAGCUUUUCGUAGGGGGGCUCAACUUCAACACCGAUGAGCAGGCACUGGAAGACCACUUUAGCACUUUCGGGCCUAUCUCUGAGGUGGUCGUUGUCAAGGACCGGGAGACUCAGCGGUCCAGGGGUUUUGGUUUCAUCACCUUCACCAAUCCAGAGCAUGCUUCAGUUGCCAUGAGAGCCAUGAAUGGAGAGUCCCUGGAUGGUCGUCAGAUCCGUGUGGAUCACGCAGGCAAGUCUGCUCGGGGAACUAGAGGAGGUGCCUUUGGGGCCCAUGGGCGUGGUCGCAGCUACUCUAGAGGUGGUGGGGACCAGGGCUAUGGGAGUGGCAGGUAUUAUGACAGUCGACCUGGAGGGUAUGGAUAUGGAUAUGGACGUUCCAGUUCCAGAGACUAUAAUGGCAGAAACCAGGGUGGUUAUGACCGCUACUCAGGAGGAAAUUAUAGAGACAAUUAUGACAACUGAAAUGAGACAUGCACAUAAUGUAGAUGCACAAGGAAUAAUUUUUGAUCCAGGAUCGUCCUUCCAAAUGGCUGUAUUUAUAAAGGUUUUUGGAGCUACACUGAAACAUCUUAUUUUACAGUAUAUCAACCUGUUGUUUUUAAAUUGAGCUGUCAAGGUAGCCAAAGACCUUUUAGACACCUCUAUCUUUAAAAAAAAAAAAAUUUUCUGCCUGUUUAAAGACAAAUUACAUUUGUAGAGCCUGAGUAUUUUUCUUUUUACCAGUUUUUUAGUUUGAGCUCUCAGGAUUAUUGGAUCUAGCAAUAACUGGCAAGUUGAGCCAGAUUGAUUUCAAAAAAUUAAUAUGUAUCCAGGGACAUUUUAAAAACCUGUACACAGUGUUUAUUGUGGUUAGGAAGCAAUUUCCAAAUGUACCUACAAGAAAUGUGCAUCAGGCCAGCCUGACCAACAUGGUGAAACCCUGUUUCUACUAAAAAUACAAAAAUUAGCUGGGUGUGGUGGUGCGCGCCUGUAAUCCCAGCUACUCAGGGGGCUGAGGCAGGAGAAUCACUUGGACCCAGGUGGCAGAGGUUGCAGUGAGCCAAGAUCGUGCUACUGCCCUCCAACCUGAAAGAGCGAGACUCCGUCUCAAAAAAAAAAAAAAAAAAAAAGAAAAAAGAAAAAAAAGAAAAAAAAAAAAAAGAAAUGUGCAUCAAGAGCAUGAUUAUCCAGGGGGUGUUUUCUAAUUCAGAUCGCUGACCUGAUUAUAUAGAAGAGUGGCUUUAAAAUGUUUGCAAAUGUCUUUUUUUUUUUUUUAAUACUGGAAGAAAAAAUAUUCUGUUGUGUCUCAUAUAGUGUUUAGGAUGUCCUUCACAGAGCUUAUUAAAAAGAUGAACCUGAAAAUA